This is a messenger RNA of Schistosoma mattheei, 240 nucleotides long. The record is from the annotation of a GenBank genome assembly. NCBI's taxonomy places the organism in Eukaryota, Metazoa, Platyhelminthes, Trematoda, Strigeidida, Schistosomatidae.
AUGAAUGAAAGAGCACGGAUCACUUCGAAUCGUCAUUGUUCAGAGAAGCAACAACAAUAUAGUGAAGUGUUUAGUAGUAAACAUAAUACAACACUGAAAAUACUUAGUGAAAUAAUAAAUUGUCUUCAUUCAGUUUAUGUGAACCCAGCUUUCAUUGUUCAAUUAUUUGCACAUUUAUUACAUCGUUUAAAUGCACGACUAUUCAAUUUUAUUAUUGGCUAUGAUUGUGAAAAAAAUUAA